Molecule: messenger RNA, 1847 nt
Organism: Pygocentrus nattereri (red-bellied piranha)
Lineage: Eukaryota; Metazoa; Chordata; Actinopteri; Characiformes; Serrasalmidae
Gene: gyg1b
Product: glycogenin 1b
Exons: 7
Coding region: 135-1097 (320 amino acids)
Cellular component (GO): cytoplasm
Molecular function (GO): glycosyltransferase activity
Source: RefSeq, a predicted model, not a curated record
GUCACGUGGCGGGCAGUUUGACGGUCUCCACGCUGGUAUAAAUUCAGUCCUGGAGGUUCAGCCGAGUCUCUUUGAAAGUGACGCUGCCGCGGUGAAGGGUCCAAGCUACGGCUCAUCUCUGGUUCAGAGUAACCAUGGCAGACCAGGCGUUCGUCACCUUGGCCACGAAUGAUAACUAUGCUAAAGGAGCGAUGGUGCUGGGGAGGUCCCUUAGGAACCACAAAACCUCCAAAAAACUGGUGGCCCUCAUCGGACCCCAUGUGUCAGAGCAGUCCAGGGCAGUGCUUCAUAUGAUCUAUGAUGAGGUCAGGCUGGUGGACGUGUUGGACAGUGGGGACAUGGCACACCUGGCCAUGAUGAAGAGACCUGACCUAGGAGUGACCUUCACCAAGCUCCACUGCUGGACUCUCACACACUACUCCAAAUGCGUGUUCAUGGAUGCAGACACUCUGGUGGUAUCGAAUAUUGAUGAGCUGUUUGACAGAGAAGAGUUAUCAGCAGCUCCAGAUCCAGGCUGGCCCGACUGUUUCAACUCCGGAGUGUUCGUCUUCCACCCUUCCAACGAAACCUACGGCAAACUCCUCCAGCACUGCACAGAGCACGGCAGCUUCGAUGGUGGGGAUCAGGGGGCCCUCAAUAGCUUCUUCAGUGACUGGGCAACAGCUGAUAUCAGAAAACGCCUCCCUUUCAUAUACAACAUGAGCAGCAUAGCGAUCUAUACUUACCUUCCUGCAUUCAAACAGUACGGAGCAAAUGCUAAGGUGGUGCACUUCCUGGGAAAUACUAAGCCAUGGAGCUACACGUAUGACCCUAAGCAGAGGGUGGUGAGGGGGGACAUCCAGGAGGCCUCAACGCACCCUGGCUUCCUGCUGGAGUGGUGGACUCUUUACAGCAGCUGUGUGGUGCCUAUGCUGCAGAAGGAGUAUGGAGAGCAGCCCUUCCACUCUGGCUGUGAGGAACUGCCCCAGUGCGAGCAGGCCCAACCCCUGAUCUCCUCAGAGGAGCGUAAGCAGCGCUGGGAACAGGGCCAGGCCGACUACAUGGGAGUAGACUCUUUCGACAACAUCGAGAAGAAGCUUGCUGCUUUCCUUAAAUAAGGCACAGCAGGAGGGGCGGAAGUUAACGAAGGGUCACUUUAUGGUGUUACAGAGUGAACGUAGUUACAUGGCUUCAGUGCUGCUGUGAGUGGUUUCCUUCAGCUAUGCAAAAGUGGCGAUGCGAGUGCCAACAUCUGUCAAUUCCCCCACCCCCACCUUUCAUACACUGUGAAACUAUUGUUCAUCUGUCAGCGCCUCCCUACCUGACGACAAAUGCUCUUGCGGCUAUUCCACAUGCUCAGCCGUGUAAUGAAGUGUAAAAGGGAGUGCUUUUCUUUUUGUACUGUGCAGCAUGUGGUUGCCUGCUUGCUUUUUUUUCUACUUAAUUUCAACCUUUGUUCAUGCAGAGGUGGUAAUGCUUAGUAGCACUGACUUCCAAGAAGGCGUUCAAUGUGUUCACAUACACGAGCGAGGAGACCUUAAGUCUACUGAUGCCAAUGACCUGGUGUCCCUAGUGCCGUAGUCAUGUCUGUUCACACCUGUUUUUAAACCUCCAAGCUUUUCUUUGCUGGACAAAAACUCUUCACCUGAUUGUUUACAGUUGUUUACACGCCUUUUUCACACACUUGAGUUACAGUGUCCUUUAGUUUUGCUCAGUGUGAACACCUGCAUCACAUCACAAGCGUUGACCCUUAUUAGUCUUUUUUGACAUGGUGGACUACUUCUCUUUCUAGGCCAACAGCUAAAGCUGCUGUCCUCUCUCUCUUCACAUCACUUUUUUUUUUUUUUUUUUUUUUUUUUUUGUCUUUU